Messenger RNA from Annulohypoxylon truncatum, 2149 nucleotides. RefSeq names its product putative GMC oxidoreductase. Bases 179 to 1873 code for a protein of 564 amino acids. The record is from RefSeq and is a predicted model, not a curated record. Lineage: Eukaryota; Fungi; Ascomycota; Sordariomycetes; Xylariales; Hypoxylaceae. Gene Ontology annotation, molecular function: oxidoreductase activity, acting on CH-OH group of donors; flavin adenine dinucleotide binding. The transcript has 3 exons.
UCUGGAAAAUCGGUAUGGUCAAAUGUCUCGAAGAACCUUAUUGACUUACAAAAGGUACCUAGACAACUCCAGUGGAGCUAUUUCCGAUAAUUUCCUGUGGAUCAACUAGUACGAACAAGAAGCUUUUCUACCUUUGUAAAUUAUUCUGUAUCUUUUGCGCGUCAAUACCUCGGAAGAUAUGGCGGGUGAAACCCCUGAUCAAAUAUCGAGCAUUUUUUGGGACUAUAUGUUUGUAGGCGGUGGAUUGGCCGCGUCGGUUGUGUCUCAUCGGCUGCAUCAGUUCGACCCAAGUCUCAAGAUACUCGUUGUUGAAGCAGGCCCAGAUGCUAGCAAUCGAUCUGACAUCAUCUGGCCAAACUCCACCAAUCUAAUUGGUGGUGACUUUGACUGGAAAGACAAUAGCGUUAAUCAAUUGCACCUCGAUGGUCGCAGCAUCAACCUGCCAAACGGUAAAGCCCUAGGCGGAGGGACGGUCAUUAACGGUGGGGGUUGGCUCCGCGGUGACAAGUAUGACUAUGAUCUCUGGGGCUCGUUGACGAACGACGCGCGUUGGAGCUAUGAUGGACAGCUUCCUUACAUGCGGAAGACCGAGACGUUCUGGAACAACACUACAAAUCCGGACCAACACGGCCAUAACGGGCCCGUGCUCAUACAAUCCGCCACAUCAACCGACCGAGCGUUUCCGCUUCGUGACUACGCGCUGAGGUCCUGGGCAGAAGUUGGGAUCGACCCUUUGCUGGGCCUCGAUGCCAACGCGGGCAAUCCUCUAGGGGUUGGCGAACUGAACGAGAAUAAGGAAGAAGGUAGGCGGGAAAUCGCCUCAAGUAUCUACCCACUCGAUGGAAUCACCGUAUUAACCAAUACCCUCGUGGAAAAGGUUCUGGUCGAGAAAACUGAUCAUGCAGAGGAUGGCAAUGGUGCGGUAGCCGUUGGUAUCCGGCUGGCUUGUAAUACCGAAAUUCGUGGACGUGAAAUCAUUGUAGCAGCCGGCGCCGUACGUACGCCUCAAGUGCUCAUGUUAUCUGGCGUUGGUCCGGCUGGCGAGCUUACUAAACACGGCAUUCCAACCCUCGUGGAUCACCCGGACGUCGGGCAGAAUCUCGCUGAUCACGGCCUGUUUUUCCAUGCGUGGAAAGUGAAGGACCCUAGUGCCGGGUGGGCGGUUGGGUCUCCCAAUCCGCUAUUCAGCCAACCGCAAUACGGAUUGGGCUUUCCGUUCGAUCUGAUCGUGUCUAGCGACGUACGUAAAGAGGGCCUCGCAGCCGCAAUCGCCGAGGAUGAGGGCGCAGUCCCGGAUCCGUCCAGCCACCCACUCCUGGCUGAUAAGCGCACCUUUGUGGAACAUGUCUUCAUGUAUGCCGGAGCAGCGGAUGGAUCGCUGGUAACGUUCGGCGCCAUCAUGUUACUGCCGACGGCUCGCGGCUCGGUGAAGCUUGCAUCGGCCGAUAUCAGAGAAGCGCCGCUCAUCGAUCCGAAUUUCUUAGGUACAGCUGUGGACCGCUACGUAGCGCGCGAGGCCAUCAAGACGCAGAUCAAGUUCGCCGGUAGUGACGCUACGGUCAUCGGUCGUGAGAUACUCAAUGGGGAGGCGGGCGCGGCUGGCUUCGAUGAGGUGCUGUCGACCAACUCGACCGACGAGUAUAUCGACGCGCGCAUACGGGCCGGGUUCGGGACGAGCUUCCAUCCGAUGGGAACCGCAGCAAUGGGCAAGGUGGUCGACAGUAAAUUGAGGGUGAAAGGGGUCAGGGGCUUGCGUGUGGUCGACGCCUCAGUGUUUCCUGUGGCUAUCACCGGACAUCUACAAGUUGCCACUUAUGCUUUAGCUGAACAAGCUGCUGAGAUAAUCUACGCCGACCACACCAACUCUUCGUAGAUUGCCAAAUGGCCUCUCGUGGGAUAGUUCGUAUUAACCUCUCUGUCCUACUUUUAUGACUUUGAAUAGUAUAUUCUUUCAUUUCCCUUGAGAUGAAUCACAUGAUAGCAAAUGAGAGCGGUCUAUGUACCUAGAUAACUAAAAUGAAUGCAAGAUCAUACUAUCAUGUCAGGAUGGUGAGCCGAGAGGGAAACUACUUGAUUGAAAUACAGGAGAGCACCAUGAAACCUUGGAUGCCAGGCAAGAUAGCUAAUGCCUUUCACCACGUGAGACCAU